Aspergillus fijiensis CBS 313.89 is the source of this 1053-nucleotide messenger RNA. Its product is annotated as Zn(II)2Cys6 transcription factor domain-containing protein. The coding region runs from base 1 to 1053 and encodes 350 amino acids. Gene Ontology annotation, biological process: regulation of transcription by RNA polymerase II. The transcript is spliced from 2 exons. Gene Ontology annotation, molecular function: DNA-binding transcription activator activity, RNA polymerase II-specific; zinc ion binding. The record is from RefSeq and is a predicted model, not a curated record. Lineage: Eukaryota; Fungi; Ascomycota; Eurotiomycetes; Eurotiales; Aspergillaceae.
AUGCCUGCCAAACGCUUCCAUCGGAAGUCCCGCAAUGGCUAUCUUGAGUCCAGGCGUCGCCGCGUCAAGUGCGAUGAGACACGCCCUGCUUGCUUCAGCUGUGUGCGGGCUCAGUGCCCCUGCCUCUACCAAGAACAAAUCCAUAUACCUGUAUCCCCACAACCACAACCUCAACCACAGCCACAGCCACAGCCACAGCCACGACCACGACCACCAACAACAACAACAACCAAUGAUGUCUCCCCACCCCUAUUCGACUCACUCGAUCUGGUGCUAAUGAGCCAUUCUACCGCCAUAACGGCCCUCUCCCUAUUUGACGGCCCCAGUAACCUGCAUGUCUGGCAAAGACACAUCCCCUUCGAAGCCGGGUCCAACCCUAUGCUGAUGCACGGCCUGCUCGCCGUGGCGGCUCUCCACCUUGCAAUCACCACCACAAGCCCACCUCAUACACCGACCAGCAAUGACACCUACCACGUGCGCGCGCUGCACCACCACAGUCUCGGCCUGCAACUUUUCAACACCCAGCUUGCAAGCUUGUCUCCCGGCCACGAUGGCCCUUUCACCUUUGCCAUGCUGCUUAUCGUCUGGGCCUUCGCUGCCCCGAUCGCUGCUAACGAUGCACUCACGUUAGACGAGAUCAUUGACUCGCUCGGUCUCAUCCGUGGAUGCAAGGCCCUCUUCCUACUGCACCAGGAGACUAUUCUCGAUCGUCCCGUGGGGCAAAUCGUGGGGAUCUGUCCAAAGCAGACGCACCCUGCCGCCUGUUCCCCUGAACCCUCAAUUUGGUCUGACAUCCACGAGCUUUUCGAUGACCUGCAUACGAUAGCUCUCGACGACCUGGUCUACCACGACGCCAUCUCACACCUUCAGACGGUAGUCUGCAAGGCCUAUAAUCCAGUGACGGGACCGCAGAAUACGCGUCUCGUUGCUGCGUGGCCCGCGAACGUCUCUGAGGAGUACUGGGCGCGGCUGCGACGCCACGAGCCCGUGGCACUCCGGGUGUUCAUUCACUAUGCUCCGCUGCUGCGAUACUAUGAGGAGGACCACUGGUAG